GUUCCGUAUAAAGAGAAUAUUGGAGGUGGCUGCCUUAAUGUUUUAUAUAACACACCAAAGCAUUUGAUAUCAACCAUGGAGAAGAUCGUCUUCUACGAGGACAGGAACUUCCAGGGUCGAUUCUACGAGUGCGAAAAUGACUCCAGCGACCUGCACACGUACUUCAGCCGCUGCAACUCCAUCAGGGUGGAGGGAGGAUUCUGGGUGGUCUACGAGAGACCCAACUACAUGGGCUACCAGUACGUCCUGAGCCGAGGAGAGUAUCCCGACUACCAGUACUGGCUGGGCAUCAACGACGCCAUCAGGUCCUGUCGCGUUAUUAGGAAUGUGGGGAACUCUUGGAGGAUGAAGGUUUGGGAGAGGCCCAACUUCGAGGGCCAGUCGAUGGAGGUGGCGGACAACAUGCCCGCCUUCCAGGAGCGCUGGCACAGCCGAGACGUCCACUCCUGCAAGGUGUUCGAGGGCGCCUGGGUCUUCUACGAGCACCCCAACUACAGGGGGCGCCAGUACCUGCUGGAGAGGGGCGAGUACCGGCGCUACUCCGAGUGGGGCGGCAUGCAGCCCGGGGUCGGGUCCAUCCGCCGGGUCAAGGACCACUAGCCCUGACGUGUAAAACUGGGUGACAUCUUGAACAAUAAAAUCAUGAUACCAAAUAUCGCCUUGCUGCCUUUUUAAAAAUUAAAUUCUUUUGAUUCCAUA
Molecule: messenger RNA, 699 nt
Organism: Acanthochromis polyacanthus (spiny chromis)
Lineage: Eukaryota; Metazoa; Chordata; Actinopteri; Pomacentridae
Product: gamma-crystallin S-1-like
Exons: 3
Coding region: 76-600 (174 amino acids)
Biological process (GO): visual perception; lens development in camera-type eye
Molecular function (GO): structural constituent of eye lens
Source: RefSeq, a predicted model, not a curated record